AUGGAAAGGAAAAAAUUCGAAGGAAGAAGCAAAGAUGGAAAAGCAAAAACACGAAAAGCAGGAUUUUCAAAAUAUUCUUAUCAACCAAGUAGAGGUAAAAUAUUUAAAUUUACACCACAAAAAAAAAAAUUAGACGUACGAAAACAUAUUUAUAAGCCAUACGGACGUAGCAAUUUAUCUAUGAUGAAUAGAAAAUAUUAUAAAAGAGGUGGGGGUAAUACAUAUUUUUCGAAAAACAAGAGAAAAUUAGCAAACAAAUUUCAAGAUAAUAGAGCAUUUGGAAACUCUGGUGGUGGAUAUGAUAUAUAUUCGAGAAAAUCAAAAGGAAAUAAUUUUAGAAACAGGAGAAGCAAUUUUAGAAGUGGUAAAAGGAGAAAUUUCACCUUUAAGAAAACUCAAAAUUUACAUGACAAAAUUGGAAAAUUAACUUCAAAGGCAUUGGAUGACGAAUUAGAUAAUUAUAUGGGUUCAAGUAACGUAAAAACAAGAUUAGAUAACGACCUAGAUUCAUACUUUAAGAACAAUCAAGUGGUACAAGUAGACAUGAACAGUGGGUUUAAUAAAAUAGCUGAAUGA
Molecule: messenger RNA, 576 nt
Organism: Plasmodium malariae
Lineage: Eukaryota; Apicomplexa; Aconoidasida; Haemosporida; Plasmodiidae
Product: conserved Plasmodium protein, unknown function
Exons: 3
Coding region: 1-576 (191 amino acids)
Source: RefSeq, a predicted model, not a curated record